Betta splendens (Siamese fighting fish) is the source of this 1497-nucleotide messenger RNA. RefSeq names its product RNA pseudouridine synthase D4 (gene rpusd4). NCBI's taxonomy places the organism in Eukaryota, Metazoa, Chordata, Actinopteri, Anabantiformes, Osphronemidae. The transcript has 7 exons. Gene Ontology annotation, molecular function: pseudouridine synthase activity; RNA binding. Bases 153 to 1334 code for a protein of 393 amino acids. Gene Ontology annotation, biological process: pseudouridine synthesis. The record is from RefSeq and is a predicted model, not a curated record.
CACUAUCUACCGAGAGGGCGGUGUCCACAGAAAUCACAAUGGCUGCAACGGACCGGGGUGUUGUACUGUAAAACGAGCACACACAAAAAGAGGAAACAGCGACAUGACACAGGAAACUGUUGUGGAAUACAGUCCGUUUGUGGGCGCUUGACAUGUCAACACAAGCUUCAAUGUACGCAACGAUGAACGUCUGCUGGAGAACCGCCUGCGGAGGCGACUGGAGCUCCGGCCUCAACGCGCUCCUCUCCCUUCAGCGGUGUCUGCGGACGGCACCGUCCUGGGUCCGGGGUCGGUCCGCCGCCGCCAAACACGCUCCAGGCUCCGACGCGGCAGAGAAACCCCGGCUCAGAGCCAUCGACCUGGCCCGGGCGGUGCAGCGGGAGAAGGCCAAGUCUCAGGCGGCGGAGGCGCCGAAGGACGCGAUGUCCCCUCAGCAGAGGAGGGUGUCGGAGCUGAAACAGUUCAGUCAGCAGCUGCAGCACGUUCACCCCAACGUGUUGGCCAAACACCUCCACAGAGGCGUGUUGUACCAGGACCAAGACCUGGUGGUCAUCAAUAAACCCUACGGUGUCCCUGUCCGAGAUGACUCUGGAGCCAUAUCUAUUUCCUCCGUGCUCCCUGUCAUCUCCAUAAUGAUGGAGGGCAGGAAGGCCCGGUCCGGUUCUCAGCUGCUGCCCUGCGUGGGUCUAGAGAAGGAGACGACGGGCGCUCUUCUGCUGGCCAGGAGUGAAGAGGCGGCGGAGCACGUCCUCAGCCUGCACAGAAACAACCAAGUGCACAAGAAAUUCUGGGUCGUCACGGUCGGCGUGCCUGUGCCGUCAGAAGGCGUGAUUGACAUUCCCAUCAUAGAGAGGCAGGUCUCAGGCCCUCAGCCACACUACAAGAUGGCGUUAAGCCCCGUUUACAAAAUGAACGACGCAGGCAACGGCGUGACCAAGGUCCGAUCCCAUCGCCAAGCCAACUCUGCAGUGACCAAGUACAGGGUCCUGGACAGCAGUAGUGGUUGCAGCCUUGUGGAGCUCCAGCCUUUUACUGGAGUGAAGAACCAGAUGAGGGUCCACAUGGCAUUUGCUCUGGGGUGUCCCAUUCUAGGAGACCAUAAAUAUUCCCACUGGAGCAAACUAGCACCACAGAAAUUGCCUGAACGCGUGCUGGCAAAGCUCGGACUGGAACAGAGCAAGGCGCGACACGUUCCACUGCAUUUACAUUCACGACAGCUGAUACUUCCAGGAACCAGUGAAGGGGACAUCAGUGUGUUUUGUCCGCUGCCCAAAUACUUCACACAGACGUUAAAAAGACUGCAUUUAAUCCUUGAUGAUGAAAAAUAUAAAUAAGGCACGCUUGGUAAACUCUGAUCCUACAUUGUGUGUGUGUGGGGGGGUGUAUUUAAAUGAAAUAGUAAAACCUUUAUAACAGAUAUUUUGUAAGUUUGUCAAAGACUGUAAAUGGACUGCAGUGCUAUAGAAUUCAUUUUAGUAAUAAAAUGUAUUACAGCUA